AUGUUCUCCGUCGGGCUUGUUGUGCUCACUUUCGUCGGUAUGAGCUUAUGUCAACAAAUGCAACAAUUCAACUCUGGUUUACCGUCACAAUACUUGCCAUCCACCUUGGCACAGGGGACCUUCCAGGGGUCGCCGGCAGUUGUCCAACAGCCGUGGACUAAAUUCGAAGACAUCGAAAAUCAAUCUGACAAACUAUCGUUUUCAAACUUGGAACAAUCAAAGUCUUACCAAGAUGCUGUGCAACAACAAAAUCUAGCUCAGUCAUACCAGACGGCUUUCGGAAACACUGGUGUGCAGUAUUCAACCGGUACCCCAAACUCUUACCGUGGCAAUCAAGAUAGCCAACAGUACUACGGGCCUGCCACUCAACUGUCAGCUGAACCUCAAUUGAUUACCAAGGAAUCGUACUCGACAUCCUUACCGGUAGUCAUCCCCGCGGCCACCUCAGCACAGGUUCAACCAGGCUACAAACAACAAUUCACCACCCCGACUCAAACUCAACAAGAUAUCCUUGGUGUUAAUGCUGCUCAUGAUCAACAUGAAUACAGACAUCAUCAAGAGUAUAGAAGUCAACAUUUGCCUUCCCUAGCUCAAGCUCAAGUAGAGUAUAAACAACAGGUCGCUGAUCUUGAACAAGCACAACUUGAGUACAAACAACAGUUCGCCGCUUUAAGUAAGACUCAACAAGAACUUAAACAACAGUUCGCUGAACCAGUUGAGGCUCAACAUGAAUUGAAAAAACAGUUUUCCUCCCUUGUGCAAGCUCAAAAAGAGUUCAAACAACAGUUCGCCGCUCUAAAUGAGGCUCAACAAGAACUUAAACAACAUUUCGCUGUACCAGUUCAGGUUCAACAACAAUUAAUACAACAGUCCACCGCACUUGCACAAUCCCAACACGAGUUUACCAAACAAUUUUUCGCUCUUUCACAAGCUCAACAAGAGUACAAACAACAGUUCGCUGAACUUGCACAAGCUCAACUGGAGUUCAAACAACAAUUCGCAGCACUUAUCCAAGCCCAAAAAGAACUUAAACAACAGUUCGUGGCCCCAAAUCAGAUUCAUCAUGAAUUCAAACAACAAUUAACUGCCCCAGCUCAACAAUUAUACAGACAGUACGCCGUACCACAUCAGGGCGGACAAGACUACAGACAACGAUUCGUUGUUCCAACACCCGCAUAUUUAUACAUCCAAAAAUCAACCGCCUCCACUGCCACAGGUCCAAUAAGUUACAAUUACGUCGCCCAGUAUCCGGCCACCCAGACCAAAUCUCAAACAGUCUCCGCCGUCCAACCAAAAUUACAGUACGCCACCAUCCCACAACAGUACUACCAUACCGUUCCCACAGGACAGAUCACCAUUACCGAACAACCACGCGUCCAACAGUCAUCAACAAACCAAUCGUCGUCAGGAGUUGCCAUAUCUACCACACCAAUCCCAUUGAAAGAAUCGGUCACCUACAAGUCUGAAUCAACACCAACACCCCGACAACAACUCAAAGUUCCUCAUAGCGACCUUAGAAUCAUCGCUUAG
Messenger RNA from Macrosiphum euphorbiae (potato aphid), 1530 nucleotides. The record is from the annotation of a GenBank genome assembly. NCBI's taxonomy places the organism in Eukaryota, Metazoa, Arthropoda, Insecta, Hemiptera, Aphididae.